Messenger RNA from Drosophila santomea, 3839 nucleotides. RefSeq lists its product as uncharacterized. The coding region runs from base 600 to 3110 and encodes 836 amino acids. Gene Ontology annotation, biological process: negative regulation of canonical Wnt signaling pathway. Gene Ontology annotation, cellular component: cytoskeleton; plasma membrane. The record is from RefSeq and is a predicted model, not a curated record. Lineage: Eukaryota; Metazoa; Arthropoda; Insecta; Diptera; Drosophilidae. The transcript is spliced from 12 exons.
AUUUUGGUGCUAAGUCGCCUGUUUUGGCAUUUUGUGUACUAAAAACUUCGCGAACUUCUCGUCAUCGUUCGAUACGUGAAUCGUCACAGUAAAAAAAUCUACACGAGCCUGACCAAAAUAGUUGAAUGAUAAAAAAAAAUCCGAUGAAAAGGCAAACAAGCCAGUAAAUCACAGAGCUCAUCGCAACGUAAAGACAAUACAGCGGAAAAUGUAUCUUUCGUGCGAAAUCCGUGUAACACACUUUUUCCAAGCCAUCCGUUUGUGCGCUGUGGAGGAUUUCGCCGAUAUGUAGAUACAUUUGGGCAGUGACGGAGUGCUUCCCAACGAAAAGGAAUCCUUAGCGAAGGAAUAAAAUUAAAGUGCAGAGGCUAUGGUUCGGUGAAAAACUAUGGCCUUCAAAGUCCCACCCAGUUAGGAUAUGUGCGUGUGUGUCUAAAUGCCAACUGAAAGCUAAUAUCUCGCUUAUAAUGGACUUUUGAGAACUAUUCACAACUGCCAGAUAAAAUGAGGGCUAUCCUGAUUGCUCAAGCGAACCCCAAAAAGGCGUCGACAGUAACUAAACAUAUUUGUUAGCAGCAGAUCUACUAAAAACAGCAAACAUGGAGCCAAAUCAUUAUUACUGCCGGAGCGCCAUGCAGCAGAAUCCCUCGACUUCCAUUCCCCAGCAUGCGGCGAACAAACUCAACUAUGGGAUGAACGCUGGCCAGGAUUAUGUGACAUGUAGCUCCGGCCAACCGCAAACGGGCUACAGCUCCAAGGAUUUGGUGCCGCGCAGUGGGAACGGCAAAACGCUGGGCGGGAAUGGCAACAUGGGUAGUCCGUAUGGAGGAUCUGUGUGCAGCAACAGUAGUGGGCAAUGCAGCAAGAAUACUGCCAACGCUGGGAACUAUAUCAACAUAAUGACUGUUCCACUGGGAACACUGCAGUAUAAUCGAAAGAAGCUAUCUACUCAAGACUACGAAUCGCAUUUAUAUUACAACACUGCGGAUGUGAAGUGUCGCGAUGAUUACUAUAUAGCCAACAAUGCCGCAGCAGCAAUACCGCAGCACCAAGCUCAUCAACCGCAACAGCAGCACCUGCACCAGCAGCCGCAUCAGCACCAACAUCAACAGCAUCAGCAGCAGCAGCAUCAGCUGCACCAGCACCAGCAACACCAACAGCACCAGCAGCAUCAGCAACAUCUGCACCAGCAGCAGCAACAGGCCAACUUUCUCCACAUCCAGCAGUCGCUGCAGCACAACCACCAACUGAGCCACCCAGAACCAAUCCAUCAGUUGCCCCAAUUACAGGGUCCGGUGGCCGAUCCACCAGAUGCCUUCGACAACUGUGCGAUCUUCCCGAGCGCCGGCGGCAACGGCACCGGAAGUGGACGCGUGGCAGCCACUCAAACCCAUCAGAACCCAUCCGGUGUGGUCACGUGCGACCAGCAGGUGCCCGUGUCCCUGGGCUCGGUGAAUAUGCCAGUGCCCCCCAUCAUGUACACCGUGCACCGUGUGGUGACCACAGCCCAGAUCCAAACGGCGGUGGGCAGCACCUUCGCCUCAUCGGCCAGUGUGUCCAGUGUGGUCAGCACGGGUCAGAAUGAUGGCGAUUGCCUGUCGCCGGCACAGGUGUCCUCCGCCAUGGCCGCCUCUGGCAAUGCUCCCUGUUUGGGUGGACUACCCGACAUGGGCGCCAACAUGAUGAGCAAUGCAAGUGCACUUUGUCCCCUUUCCGACCUGAGGAGCCCAUCCGGAGUGCUCACCAAUAGCUCAUUCAUGCCACAACAUCACAAGUGCAACAAUGGCAACGAUGCCCAAUCCAAUCCCGCAAUCCAAAAACGUCUCAUGGCAACCAGCUCAACUUCGAAUUUCGCGACUGCCGGCAAAGCUGCUUCCAAUCUAACCCGUGCUCUCCAAAAUGUAAUACCCACAUGCGUUUAUCUUAUGUCCCGGGUGGCGGUGCACAUGGAGAUCGAGGGCACCGCCCAGUGUCCAUCGCAAGUGAUGCUGGCAGCUGCCUUGGGCUGCGAGGAGCUGGGCAUCUCCAACAAGCUGCUGGCACAGAGCGUGUUCGGAUUGUGGAUGACAAGUGCUUUACUGGAGAUGCAGCUGAAGGCCCACCACUGCCCCUAUAUAGUGCGAGUUGCGUGGCCCAAUCUGCUCCAGAAGUUCAGCAACAGCAGUCCCAGUGAUCGCAAGUUCGAUGAGCCCAUGAUCGUUUUGAAGCGCAACGUCUUCUUCUCCAAGCGAGAUGAGGAGAAGAUAAAGGAUCAUCGGAUCUUGGAGCUGCUCUAUGAGGAGGCCAGGAACAAUGUGCUGACAGGCAGAUAUAUCAUGGAACCCGUGCAUUCGCUCAUGUUGGGUGGCAUUCAGGCGCGCAUCGAACUGGGUCCCUACAACUCCCACACCCAUACAAUAGGAUUCUUCAGGGAGAACCAAGCCAGGUUUCUGCCCCCUCACGUGGCCAAGAGCUCCACUUGGCUGUGGUUACCGAUUAGCCAGAAGAAUUCCGCGGAGGUGAAGCUUCUGGAGCAGUUCAAGCGGGUGCCCCAGACUGCCACCACCCGAAAGUUGAUGAGGAAAUACCUGGAAUUCUGCUGGGCACUGCCCUUCUAUGGUGCCGCCUACUUUCAUGGUCAAAUUGAGCAACCUGUUCGGGGCAUCAUGGCACUGGUCAACCAGAAGGACAUGGAGGUUUUGGUCGCCGUCAAUGAGAGAGGUGUUUUCGUAAUAGAUCCGUACGAAUGCACCCUCUUGCUGGGAUUGCGAUACGAGGAUUUGUCCUGGGAUUACGCAAAGCCAAGUGCAAGUGAUGAUCCCGAAUGCCUCACUUGUAUCUUCCUGCAGUUCGAUGCUGUCGAGAACGGAAUACAAGUGUCCAAGCUGAUGCAAAUAUUUUCAAAGCAAGCUGCCAUGAUAGACGCACUUAUAUCACAUUUUACGGAUCAGAUCAGAAACAAAAAGCAGGAGGGUGCCACCCAAGAACCUUUUCACGAUGAGCCAAAUCCUAUUCAAAAUAAUGGAAACGGAGUCUUGUGCAAUAAGCUGUCUCGAUUAACUUUGGCCACCUUCGAUGAGGAGGGGGGUCGUUGCAUUGGGCAAAUGGGAUCAUUAUCAAUAAGCUAUUAACAUUUGUUACUAACGAUAAAGUAAAUUUAAGUUAAGGGGUGUUGAAUAAAGUUCACGCAUAUAUUCACGAAUUGUUGAUCAAUUUCCAUAAAUAUACUCACAAGUAAAUUUUUAGCAAACGGAAUCUUCAUACUCACAGUCACCUACAUAAUGCAUUCCAUUUAACCAAAGUUGUUUUCUAAUUUUACAAAAUAUCGGUGAUCAUUAUUCGAAUUUUAACGAAUGGUACAAUAAGUUAUUUAAGACUUACACUAAGUUACAGAAUAUAUUGCUAAAUGGCACUGGCAAACGAAGAUUCCAUAAUAUCCGCACCCAUCAGAUACUUUAUUUUUGUGCCCAAGAUUAUGUAUUAUUUACAAAAAUAGUUGCAUUUCAUUAAGCACAUGUAAUUGUUUGCAAUUAUUGCAUGUAUUCCAAUUGAAGACCCCGAAUAGUUAUCUCUUUUUAAUUUAAAGUUAAGAUAAGGCAUGCAGUAUAUAUUAAGGUAUAUACAUAUAUGGGUAUGUGCAUUUGACGUAUGCGUUCAGAAUUAGUUUAAUAAGCCUUCGACUGAAACAAAUUAUGUAUAUAAUAACAAUAAAGUGUAUGUACAAAAUGUAAGGGCUAACUGCCAACAUAGGUUAUGUAUAUAUUUAAAUUUGUAUGUAUGUAUAAAUUGAGACUUAAAAUAAAUACCGUUUCCUCAUAUUUAUACAGCAAAUACUUAAAAAUCUAAUGCAAUUUGAUUUG